AAAACACCAUCUAAAGCAUGUCAUGAGGAAAGAUGAAAGCUUCCCCGCCUUACAUUUUCAUUUUCAUUUUGUGGUGAGACUUGAGAGCUUUUUGUCCUGAGAUUAUAACCAAAAUUAAUUAAGCAAGAAAAGAAAGAAGAAGAAAGAAUUGGAAAAUGGCAUUUAGUGGGACAAUACAGAAAUGUAAGGCAUGUGAUAAGACUGUUCAUUUCGUUGAAAUGAUUUCUGCUGAUGGAGUCCCUUUCCAUCGGUCCUGCUUUAGAUGCACCCAGUGCAAUGGGAAACUUGUGAUGAGUAGCUACUUUCAAUUGGAGGGAAAACUGUAUUGCAAGCCGCAUUUUGAUCAAAAGUUUAAGGAGAUGGGAGGCAUAUCCAGAGUACCAUCAGCAAACAAAGCAAGUGAAAUGGGAAAGAGCCCAAGCAAAAUGUCAACGAUGUUCAGUGGGACCCAAGAUAAAUGUGCAGUUUGUCAUAAAACUGUUUAUCCACUAGAAAAGGUAACCGUGGAGGGAGAAUUUUAUCAUAAGCAGUGCUUCAAAUGUGUACAAGGAGGGUGCAAACUGACACCGUCAAAUUACGCAGCUUUAGAUGGGAAUUUAUUUUGCAGGGCCCACUUUUCUCAGCUAUUUAAAGAGAAAGGUAAUUAUGCUCACCUCUCCAACACAGCCUCCAUGAAGAAGAACUCCGAAGCUGCUGGAAAAACAGUCGACUCUGCGGGAGGAGAGGCAGAACCAGAAACAUCUGAAUAAACUAACAUCGCAAUUUGCAUGCAAGAAAAUCAAGGGAAAGAAUUUUGUUGUUUACAUUAAUUAGUUAAUUAACUUUUAAUCUCAGUUUUGAUUUUUAAUUAAUUUGAUGGCAACACUUUUUUUGUUUAUUUGAAAAUAGAGAAUAUAUAAUAGUGUUUAGG
Messenger RNA from Lactuca virosa, 910 nucleotides. The record is from the annotation of a GenBank genome assembly. NCBI's taxonomy places the organism in Eukaryota, Viridiplantae, Streptophyta, Magnoliopsida, Asterales, Asteraceae.